CAGGAAACUUAUUUGAAAUGAACACACUAAAAACUACUGUGCAAAUGGCUGUAGAAAAAGUCAGGUGGGCCAAGGGGUCUUCUCUGUUUCAAGAUGUGCCUAGCGCCCUCUGUCAGGUAACAAUGUUCACCCUUGCGGAUGUUUCUGAGCAUUGUUCAUUGAAUGACUGCUGGUUGAUAAUCUGUGAUAAGGUUUACGACAUAACAGACUUUUUGAGGCAGCACCCUGGUGGAGAAGAUAUAAUCUUAGAAUAUGCAGGUCGAGACGCAACCGUGGCAUUUCACGGGACCGGGCACAGUUCGGACACUGUCCAAGAGAUGGAAAAAUAUUGUAUUGGUUUGCUAAUAGAGCACGAAAGGCUAAACUUGUACACUGAAAAACUCCUCUUCAAACCAUGAGUGUUACCUCUAAGCGUUCCUGUGCUGCCAUCUGAUGACAAGAAACAAAGACGAUAUGAAAACAAGCCGAUGGGACAGUGUUAAUUUUAUUAUUAAUUUAAUCAACUCGAUUGCCACCUGUUCACUAGAACCUCUUCAUGACUUGUAAAUACACAUGUAAUGUCUCAUCACACCCUCGUUGUAAAAAAAAAUCCACAAGAUAGAAAUCGUUUUUUAUGUAUAUGUUCUUGACAUUCCAAGUAUAUAUCUAACUCAUUUCGUUCUUACCUCGAGUCAGUUGUUAGUACUGAUAAUAGCUGCUAGUGAAUACCUUUUACUUUAUUAAUGUCAAGCUUCGGUUCACGUGAUCGGCUUGGCGACUAGGAAUAUUAUUAUUUUAGUAACUCUUCAGACACUCCCAAAGGACAGUCCUUCCAUCUGGUAGGAUAUUUAGUUUUUAUUUUAAAUAAGUGUCCAUAAAAUGUUUUGCUACUAGUCAAAAGACUGUAUAAGGUUUUAUCGCAUUGAAAACUUGGCAUAUUUACUUCAGUUUUUGUUGUCUAUUUAAAAAUGGUUUAUUAAAAUUGUUAGAACCUUGACAAAAUACAAACUGUCGUUUUGUGAAAUGUUAUCACGCUGAAGAGUAAACAUUAUUUGUUUGUUAUUAACCACAAAACUAAACAAUGCGCUGUUUGUGUUAUGUGCCCACCACGGUUAUCGAAAUACGACUUUUAUCAUUAAGUUACUGAGAUCUAAAGUAAUAUAAACCACGUUUACAGUCUGGAUAAUAUUUUUCUCUUUUGUAAUUUCGUUUCAUUUUGAUUUAUUUUUCUUGCAACUGGGAUACAUUUAUCUUCCUCCCGUUUCUUCAUUCCAACAGAAACUUGUAGAAACAUGAAUUUUAAAAUAGGCACUUUGCCUAAGUUAUGUGCUAUUUACUUUAAAUAUUUUAGUAUUACGUUUUUACAUAUCUAUAAGUCUGUAUAUAAAUCGACUCUUUUUUUUUUUGUAGAUUACAUGUUGACUGAACUUGAAAUUUGUCAGUUGGCUUUUUUGUAUUGUUACGUCUCC
Molecule: messenger RNA, 1448 nt
Organism: Limulus polyphemus (Atlantic horseshoe crab)
Lineage: Eukaryota; Metazoa; Arthropoda; Merostomata; Xiphosura; Limulidae
Product: cytochrome b5-like
Exons: 3
Coding region: 18-398 (126 amino acids)
Cellular component (GO): intracellular membrane-bounded organelle; membrane
Molecular function (GO): heme binding
Source: RefSeq, a predicted model, not a curated record